Messenger RNA from Carlito syrichta (Philippine tarsier), 3792 nucleotides. RefSeq names its product centrosomal protein 104 (gene CEP104). Lineage: Eukaryota; Metazoa; Chordata; Mammalia; Primates; Tarsiidae. Gene Ontology annotation, cellular component: cilium. The coding region runs from base 9 to 2840 and encodes 943 amino acids. The record is from RefSeq and is a predicted model, not a curated record. The transcript is spliced from 22 exons.
CGCACAGAAUGCCACACAAGAUUGGAUUUGUGGUUGUCAGCUCCUCUGGACAUGAAGACGGCUUCAGUGCCCGGGAGCUCAUGGUCCACGCACCAACUGUCAGUGGGUGGAGGUCGCCCAGAUUCUGCCAGUUUCCACAAGAACUUGUUCUCCAGAUGGUGGAGAGAUGUCGGAUAAGAAAACUGCAAUUGCUUGUACACCAGUACAUGAUUUCAAGUAAAAUUGAGUUCUACAUCAGUGAGAGCUUGCCCGAGUACUUUGUACCAUAUCAAGCAGAGCGAUUUCGAAGACUUGGCUAUGUCCCUCUCUGCGAUAACAAGAAGACGGGCUGCAAGGCCCGGGAACUGAAGUCGGUGUACGUGGACGCAGUAGGCCAGUUUCUGAAGCUGAUAUUUCACCAAAACCACAUCAACAAAUACAACAUAUACAACCAGGUUGCUUUGGUUGCAAUAAAUAUAAUUGGAGACCCUGCAGAUUUCAGUGAUGAAAACAACAUUUCCUCUAGAGAGAAGCUGAUUGACCACUAUCUCGGGCACAACACCGAGGAUCCAGCUCUGGAAGGAACUUAUGCUGGGAAAUCUGACUAUAUUUCUCCACUAGAUGACUUAGCUUUUGAUAUGUACCAAGACCCAGAAGUUGCCCAGAUUAUACGCAAAUUAGAUGAGAGAAAACGUGAAGCUGUCCAGAAGGAGCGCUAUGAUUAUGCCAAGAAACUGAAGCAAGCCAUUGCUGAUUUGCAAAAGGUUGGCGAGCGCCUGGGGAGGUAUGAGGUGGAGAAGCGCUGUGCGGUGGAGAAGGAGGACUACGACCUCGCCAAGGAAAAGAAACAGCAGAUGGAGCAGUACCGCGCCGAGGUGUAUGCACAGCUGGAGCUGCACAGCCUCCUGGACACUGAGCUGAUGCGAAGACCUUUUGACCUGCCCCUCCAGCCCCUUGCUCAUUCUGAUAGUCCUCACCAUCAGAAGCCAGUGCCCCCACUGCCACCCCUGGAAGAAAGAGGAGCAGAAAACCACUUUGCAGAGCCUUUCCUUCAAGAAAAGACUCUGUCACAUUCUCUGAGUAUUUCUCCUCAGCAUUCUGCAGUGGACCAGUUGCUGCCUGCCACGAAUGCUCAUCUAAAGGUCGGUGUGGAGUCCCUGCCCUAUGACGAGCGGCCUCUCCCAGCCAUCCGCAAGCAGCAGGGAGAGGCGCUGGCAGAACCUGAAAUGAGUGAGGCAGAUGUCAGCGAUACUCGGAGAGGAGGCCUUUCAGGGGAGCCCGAGCCCCUAACAGAGCAGGCCUCGAGGGAGGCCAGCUCCGCCAUUGACGUGUUGGGAGAAACCUUGGUUGCCGGGGCCUAUUCCAAGACAUGGUCCUGCCGAGAGGAUGCACUGCUUGCUCUGUAUAAAAGGCUGAUGGAAUUGCCUGUGGGAACCCCAAAGGAAGAUUUAAAGAACACACUGAGAGCAUCCAUCUUUCUCAUUAGAAGAGCCAUAAAGGACAUUGUGACCUCAGUCUUUCAAGCUUCUUUGAAACUGUUGAAAAUGAUCAUUACGCAAUAUAUUCCUAAACAUAAGCUGAGUCGGCUUGAGACAACUCACUGUGUGGAAAGGACUGUCCCCGUUUUGCUCACCAGAACCGGAGAUUCUUCUGCCCGGCUCCGUGUCACAGCUGCGAAUUUUAUCCAGGAGAUGGCCUUGUUUAAGGAAGUUAAGUCUCUCCACAUUAUUCCGUUCUACUUGGUGCAGCCGCUGAAAGCAAACUCCUCGGUUCACCUGGCAAUGAGCCAGAUGGGUCUCUUGGCCCGGCUGCUGAAGGACCUGGGCACCGGCAGCUCGGGCUUCACCCUGGACAGUGUGAUGAAGUUUUCUGUGAGUGCCCUGGAGCACAAAGUGUAUGAGGUCCGAGAGACAGCAGUCAGGAUUAUCUUGGACAUGUACAAACAGCACCAGGCUUUUGUCCUCGAGUACCUUCCUCCAGAUGACAGCAACACGCGCAAGAAUGUCCUUUACAAAACAAUCUUUGAGGGAUUUGCUAAAAUAGAUGGCAAACCUACAAAUGCUGACAUUAGGGCACAGAAAAAAGCGGCUACAGAAGCAGCAGAAAAACAAAAGAAAGAAGAAAUGAAAGCUUUGCAAGGGCAGCUGGCAGCACUGAAGGAAGUUGAGACUGAAGGCCAGGUAAAGGAAAGCAAUGCUGUGACACCCAAGAGUCAGGACCCUCAAGGAAGGAAAGCAGCCCCUCCUGCCGCCCCAGAAAUCCCAGAUAGCCAUUAUUUAGACAACUUGUGUAUCUUUUGUGGAGAGAGGAGCGACUCCUUCACAGAGGAAGGCCUGGACCUCCACUACUGGAAGCACUGUCUCAUGCUGACAAGAUGUGCCCACUGCAGACAGGUGGUCGAGAUAUCCAGCCUGACAGAGCACCUGCUGACAGAAUGUGACCAGAGGGACAGGUUUGGAAAGUGUUACCGCUGCAGCGAGGCUGUUCUGAAGGAAGAGCUGCCCGGGCACAUCAAAGCCAAGGACUGUAACCCUGCCAAACCGGAAAAGCUGGCAAACCGAUGUCCUCUGUGCCAUGAGAACUUCACACCCGGAGAAGAGCGCAGCCCCACCCCUGGCCUCUCGGCUCCCUACUGCAAAGCCAGCAGAAAACGCUGCUGCUCCAGCCUGCUGAGACGAGUCCUCAAGGGAACCAUGAACCCGCGCAAGACAGGUGUUCUACAGAAGACCCAGGUGCUGCUGCCAGGUAAAGGCUCAGCAGUGGCCACAGCAGCCGCCUCGGGGCCCAGGGCUGGGAGCAAGAUCCCCACCCCACGGGCGGGCCUGAGCAAGAGCUCCGGCAGGACAUACACAAAGCGGUGACACGGGCAGCAGCUGCUCCAGCUCCAGAGGGGACCACGCCAUCUCCCGCUUCCAAGCACUUCUCCCUGGGACUCUCCUUGGCGACCCCGGGCUCCGGCCUGCUGUCCCCGCUCCCAGCCACACGUGGCCUCUCAGGUGUCUGCGCCCUGUCGCCGCUUGUGCAGAUGACAGCGGAACUGACCAAAGAAGCCGUGCCAGAGCCGAGACCCCAGCACACCCCAGGUUGAGCGCUCGGGUUCUAACCUGCAGACUUCAUUUGGCCCAAGAGUUAGCAUCUGUGGAGGCCGGGAGGCGCUGCCCACAGGCUGGCACAGGCGGGUGUCCGCCUAUCUUGAGUGCUGAGAGGAGUUCUGUGAAGAUUCACGCCAGCCUUUUGCAUGCUGGCCUUUUCCGACGUGGUACGGUGCUCCCGGAGUGACAGCAUGCACGGGCCUCCAGCUGUGCCUUCUCCCAAGGCCUAUCUGCUUGGUUUUCUGCCUGGUGCACUCAGUCACCAUAGCAGGAUCUCGGGAUCUCAGAACUCACACUUCCACUCUAACAAGAAAUAAAGGUAAAAGAAAAUCUGAAGAAAACAUUAGUUCCUAGGACUGGUCCCACCCCUGCAUGCACCUUGCUAGAUGCUUCUUAUAUCAGCUGUCUCUGCUCGAGGCUUCCCCCACGCAACCCCCAUAGGUACUAAGGGUGACACAGGAGUGGCCCAUGUCACACCUUUGCUCAGGGUGCUUCAUAGUUGCCACCCUUGCAAAUUCCUUAAAAAAGUAAUCUUAAGUGGCUCUCUACCCGGUCCCCAGUGUCUCCCAGCUGCCGCCAUGUGUUAGUCACAACUCCCCUUUCUUUUUUCUGUUUUCUGUUUUCUUUUUUUUAUUGACUCGGAGUCUCAAUCUGUCACCCAGGCCUGAGUGCCAUGGCACAUGCACGGCCACUCCAACAUCAACCAGCUGGUCUCCGGCGA